Messenger RNA from Oreochromis aureus, 1110 nucleotides. Its product is annotated as DNA polymerase zeta catalytic subunit-like. The record is from RefSeq and is a predicted model, not a curated record. The transcript has 3 exons. Lineage: Eukaryota; Metazoa; Chordata; Actinopteri; Cichliformes; Cichlidae. The coding region runs from base 1 to 1110 and encodes 369 amino acids.
AUGUCAGAUGAGUGCCCCCUCUUCCUGUCAGACCCGGGACUGGACAGCUGCAAUUUCAUAGAGGACAGCUUGUCACCAGAGCUCCCGCACAACUACACAUUUGAUAUAAAUGCUAUUGAUCAAACAGAGUUCUCCAGUCCGUACAGUGGCAGUCAGUUUGUUGUGACUGAUAAAAAUUUACCGGUCAAGUUCCUGAGUGACAUCAGCCAGGAUUCUGUAUCUGCUCAAGCGCUGGACUCUGAAAAGAAACUCGACAGGCUGCUUUGUUCUGGGGAGGAUCUUCAAAGGGGCUCUGAUUGCAACAAAGCAAGGCCGAACAGCCCCGACCUUUUAGAUGGGCACACGAACCGCGAGCCUACAUCAAGCCUAACGUCCCUCAAGAGCAGAGAGUGGGACUUCUCUUUAGGUAAAGCCCACACGCUCAGCCCCUUUCAAGACUUUCACUGUGAGAGAAAAGAGCUGCUCUUUUCAGUUUUCGACUCACUGCCUUUAAGCUCCGCUUCAUUUGUCGACCAUGAGGGCUCGCCAACAGGUGAGCUGCCGGAGGGCAUCGACGGACUAACAUCCACCACCCCCAGCAGCUCUCCACGCUCCAUCAGCUCGCUAUCACAGGUGAGGGCAAGCCAGCUGCAGCGGGGGGCAGGGGGCGGAGGAGCCCACAUUCUCAAGCCCCUCAUGUCCCCUCCUAGCCGAGAGGAGAUCCUCAGCACUCUUCUAGACCUGGAGAUGUCAGAGGCCACCUUCCAGGAGCCUUUCUGCAGUGACCCCUCUGAUGCCCCAGGGAAGCCAAUGGAGGUCGGUGGCCGUAAGCUAACAGUGGGCACUCGGCUGGCUCGGGAACUUGCAGAGUUUGGUGGAGACCUGUCUCUGGAAGGCCUCCAUUUCUGGAAGACGGCCUUCUCAGCCAUGACGCACCCCGCCCGACGACCGUUAUCUCAUCUUGUCAAGGAGCAGAGGCUUCAGAGACAAAGGAGUCCCCAGAGCUGCCUACAUGGCAGCAGUCCCAUCAACCAAGCCCCUCUGGCCAAGGACAGCUCAGUGAGAAUAAGCCAGGUGAAGACUCUCCAGAACCGCUAUCAUCUAUGCGCUGUAAUUCCCCAGAGCUGCUAA